Colletotrichum scovillei is the source of this 665-nucleotide messenger RNA. RefSeq lists its product as uncharacterized. The coding region runs from base 12 to 665 and encodes 217 amino acids. Lineage: Eukaryota; Fungi; Ascomycota; Sordariomycetes; Glomerellales; Glomerellaceae. The transcript has 2 exons. The record is from RefSeq and is a predicted model, not a curated record.
GAUUGCUAUAAAUGAGUCCUCCUCCCCUCUGUUCCUUCCAGUCCAGAGAUUGUGAGCGAUGCUCCUUCGCAAGUCCAUUUCUCAACGCUCCUGACACAGCCUUUAUAGCAAUCAUGUCCAACCCUGACAUUCGUGAAACCUUUUCCUCGCUGGUCACAGUGAAUGCAGAAUUCAGCAGGGCUGCGAUCCUCAGUCAUCGAUUCUGUCCCGUGUCCAGCGAAGUGAUCUUUCAGUGCAAAACUCCCCCUGGUCAUGAACCUUGGGAAAUCGGCGAAGGACAUGCGCAAGUUCUUGACGAACGAAAGGUGCUCACGUACUGGAACAAUCUCAAAAAGCAGGACGGAAAAUGGCGAGAAGAUCGACUAGGCUGCAAACUGUUUCAUGUCUUCAAAGUCCACAGACACCGUCUCACGAGGAAGAGAGAAGCAAUGGUACUGGUUCAGUGGGUCGGCUAUCCAAAGGAAAUGCUGAGUGACGGUCGUGGUUCUACAUGGGAGCCGUUGAAGAACAUUGUUCAAGCCUCGAGACAACAUGUGGAGGAUUAUCUACGCCAGACGGGCCUGAGGAGAGAUUUGUUAUCGAAGGACAAAAAGGUCUGUAAAUUUCGGAAGUUUUGCAUGCGUAAAACCUUGAGAACAGAGCGAAAGAAGCCUCUCAAUUCUUGA